CUCUUCCUUUCCUUUUUUAACAUUUCCUACGCGGAAACUGAGAAUUAAGUCAAAAAAAAUGCCCAUUAUCUGUUAAUUUCUCCUUUUCCUUUGUCACCUUCAAAAUAUGAGAUUCUGAACCUGUUUUUCAUCUAUAUGUUGUUGAUCUUAGAACCUAAAUUACUUGUCUACAUCUAUAGACCCUUUCCCAUUUGGAAACAUUAGUACAUUGGUUGCAAACCUCUGUAGAUUUGUCCAAUCUCGAAUAUCCCCCCAAGUGGAUUUACAUUUUACAAAGGACCAUACCCUCUAAGAAAAUCUUAAAAUUCGUAGUUUUCUUGAAGAAAGAUAACCAUUCUCUCCAUCAUUUUUUUUCUAAUCACAAACAAUUUUGAUCGUAAAAAGUUCAGCAAAAUCAUUGUUGAACCUAAAGUUUUGGUUUUUCUGGGAUUGCUCUGUUCUGAAUUAGGAUUUUGAGAUAUGAAUUGUUUCUCAUGUUUCUCAUCCCAUGAAAAAAAAGCAUCAAAGAAAUAUGAGAAUAUACCGAAUCACGCCUCUCGUCCUCCUACGCAACCACAAACCAAUCAUCAUCAUCAACAACCUCGGCCUGAGAAUGCAGGGAAACCUCAGAUUGAAGCCACAAACAAUAAGCCAGAUAAUAAAGAAGGAGCCAACAAUAUUGCAGCACAAACAUUCACUUUCCGGGAGCUGGCGACCGCAACUAAGAAUUUCAGGCAGGAAUGUUUAUUAGGUGAAGGCGGAUUCGGAAGAGUUUAUAAGGGUCGCCUUGAUAAAACUGGCCAGACAGUGGCAGUGAAGCAACUAGACCGAAAUGGAUUACAAGGAAACAGAGAAUUCCUUGUUGAGGUUUUGAUGCUGAGCCUUCUUCACCACCAAAAUCUGGUCAAUUUAAUUGGAUACUGUGCUGAUGGAGAUCAGAGGCUUUUAGUCUACGAAUACAUGUCCUUGGGAUCAUUGGAAGACCAUCUUUUAGAACUUCCACCUGGUCAACCUCCACUGGAUUGGUUCUCAAGGAUGAAGAUUGCAUUACAAGCAGCCAAAGGUUUAGAGUAUCUACACGAUAAGGCCAACCCCCCAGUCAUUUAUCGCGAUUUAAAGUCGUCGAAUAUCUUGUUGGACAGUGAAUACAAUGCAAAACUCUCUGAUUUCGGAUUAGCUAAGUUGGGACCUGUUGGAGAUAGAUCACAUGUCUCCUCCAGGGUAAUGGGGACAUAUGGUUAUUGCGCGCCGGAGUACCAAAAAACAGGUCAGCUAACAGUAAAAUCCGAUGUUUACAGCUUUGGAGUUGUGUUCUUGGAGUUAAUCACAGGAAGAAGAGCCAUUGAUACCACCAGGGUUCCCCAGGAGCAAAAUCUAGUUACUUGGGCAGAUCCAAUGUUCAGGGAACCGAAUAGAUUCGCAGAACUAGCUGAUCCACUUCUCCAGGGGAACUACCCAAAGAAAAGCUUGAACCAAGCAGUAGCAGUAGCUGCAAUGUGCCUAAAUGAAGAUGCAUCAGUUAGGCCAUUCAUCAGUGAUGUGGUCACUGCCCUGAGCUACUUAGGAGUAGGGCCUGAUGAUAAUGCAUCAGAAACGGCCUGCUCCACGCCGGCGCUGUCUCGUAAAACAUCACUGAAAAAGGGGGAAAAGAAACGCCCGGAUUCGAGUGAUUCAACGUAUGCAGAUGAACGCCAGAAAGCAGUGGCAGAAGCCAUUGAAUGGGGUUCAAAUUCCAGAAACUGUAACACAACCUCGCAUAUGUACCAAGGUCCUUCAGUGUGACAUUUUAUUCAUCCAUUAAUGGACUUGGUGUUGUACUAUAAAUAGUUGUUUCAUUCUUUUGCGGCUUUUGCAUUGAUGUAUAUAUACCCCCAAUAAUGUAGUACUUUUUUUACCCUACAUUAAAGAGGUGUAUUUCUUUUUUGGAGAGAGGGAUCUUGCUGUUUUGCAUUCCCCUAAAUAAAGAUUGUAUUGAAAAUGAA
Messenger RNA from Oldenlandia corymbosa var. corymbosa, 1961 nucleotides. NCBI's taxonomy places the organism in Eukaryota, Viridiplantae, Streptophyta, Magnoliopsida, Gentianales, Rubiaceae. The record is from the annotation of a GenBank genome assembly.